Molecule: messenger RNA, 456 nt
Organism: Trichophyton verrucosum HKI 0517
Lineage: Eukaryota; Fungi; Ascomycota; Eurotiomycetes; Onygenales; Arthrodermataceae
Exons: 1
Coding region: 1-456 (151 amino acids)
Source: RefSeq, a predicted model, not a curated record
AUGCCAAAGGGAAGCCUGUUCGAUCGUGCCGAGCGGCCACGGGGAAGAGACAGUCGUAGUCUUAGCCCGGACGCUGCUGAGGCUAGUGGUGGCCGAAGAGGUAGGCGGAACAAUACCAACCUUGCCCCACCAGAAAACAUCGACCGAUACGUUCCUGGUCAGCGAUCGCCGAUACGGAAACAUGAUUCGGGUAGAAACAGGGGUCGUCGGGGUGGUGGUGGUGGUGGUAGAGACAGCAGGGAAGCAACUGGUAGUCGGAACCGUGGGUCGGGGAGAACGAAGAAGACGCAGGAAGAGCUUGACCAGGAAAUGGAGGAUUACUGGGGGAAAGCCAACGCUGAUACUGCUGGCGGUGCUAGCAAUAAUGCCGCCGAAAACCAGCCCGCCGCUGUUCAACCUGCCGCUCAGCCUGCCCCUGCGGCCGGUGGUGAGGAAGACAUUGACAUGAUUGAGUGA